UCGAGGACAUUCAAACAAACCCCUUGGAACACAGACUCCGUCAAUCACCAUCUUGUAAUCGCCAGCCUCUCCUCGAUAUCCGCGCAUUGUUGUUCCUGUCGAACUCGCCGACAUGUCCGACUCACCGCGGGGAGGUCAUACUGACUCCAUCGACUCCCACGACUCGGCCCCGAACAAGCCGGACAAGAAGAAGAGCCGCCGCCCUGCGAACACGGCCUUUCGACAACAGCGACUCAAAGCCUGGCAGCCAAUUCUUACUCCAAAGACAGUCCUGCCUCUCUUCUUCGCCAUCGGCAUCAUAUUCGCUCCAAUCGGUGGCUUGCUGUUAUACGCCAGUUCCCAGGUGCAAGAGAUUCGCCUGGAUUACACCCGCUGCACGCUCGAUGCUCCGGACUUCAACAACGGCAAGGGCUUCGGCUCCAUGCCCAGCAGCGACAUAGAGACCCAAUUCAAGAGCUCCAACUCGUCGAUCGACGCGCAAUGGGCCGUCCAGUCCGGCAUCAACAUCACAGUCAACACGGGCGUCAAGGUGCCUGGCCAGCGAUGCUAUUUGAGAUUCAACAUCCCCGAGAGCAUGGGCCCGCCGGUCCUGUUCUACUACCAGCUCACCAACUUUUACCAAAACCAUCGUCGAUACGCUGAUUCGUUCGAUGUCGAACAGCUCAAGGGAACCAACCGCUCGUAUGGCGACAUCCACGGCUCAAAAUGCACCCCUCUGUAUGGUGACACCGUCGACGGCGUCAAGAAGCCGUACUAUCCGUGCGGACUUAUUGCCAACUCCAUGUUCAACGACUCCUUCACCAGCCCUGAGCUGUUGAACCCCCCCGGAGGCCGUGGCAACGAGACCCAGACAUACCUCAUGGCCAACAACACCAACAUCGCCUGGAGCAGUGACAGAGACCUGUACAACCCAACCAAGCAGGCGCCGAGCGACCUCUUGCCGCCCCCCAACUGGGCUCUGCGUUAUCCAAACGGCUAUACUGAGGCCAACCCUCCACCCAACCUCAAGGAGUGGGAGGCGUUCCAGGUCUGGAUGCGCACUGCCGGCUUGCCGACUUUCAGCAAGCUCUACCAGCGCAAUGACACCGUAGCGAUGGCUGAGGGACGCUACCAAAUCGUUAUUGAUGACUUUUUCCCCACAAUCGAGUAUAGAGGCAAGAAGUCCAUCAUCAUCACCACUCGCACCGUUGUGGGCGGUCGCAACAACUUCCUGGGCAUCGCCUACAUUGUUGUUGCUGGUCUGUGCAUUGUUCUCGGUGUCGUCUUCCUCGCAUCUCAUCUUAUCAAGCCAAGGAAACUCGGUGACCACACCUACCUGUCGUGGAACAACGUCCCUACAUCCAAGCCCGGCGGCAGCACUGCCAUGGCCUCGGGCCGCGAGAUCCGUCCCGGCGAGGCUUAGGCUACUCGCGACAGCUCCCGCGCCGUGCUCGGCAUGGCCUCGAUGCCUUCUGGUGGUGGCUCCAGCUCUCGCAUCUUCCUGGGGCCCAUGAGCCCGAGGUUUCACAGCAAAUUAUAUGACCGAUUGGGCCAUUCGCCUGCAUAGAAUCAAAAGAGAAAAAAAAAGAAGUCAAAAGCAGCGGGGACAAUGUGGCGCUGUAGAGAGAUAAAGGGUGCUCUACGCCCACCCCUCUCUUUUGUUAUAAUGCGCUUUUAUCGAUGUAAUGCCUUGUUUGUUCUCCCGUGCGCUGGCUGGCUUUUGUUUAACCCUGUUCUCGUUUCUUGUUAUCCCUUUUUGUUUUGUUUUUUUGGGUUGUCCAGGCCAGGUUGAACUUUGCCUUAUUCUUACUAUCCACGUUCUUUUUUUCUAGCUUACAAAACAAGGAGGAUGAUAAAACUCUGAAAGAGAAGAGGGGGGAGGCUAUCAAAGACACGAAGUUUGCGAGAGGGAAGCAGAAUUUGGGGGAAAACUUUGGGUGAGGUUUUUCCUACCCUCUCGAUAAAUUCGCUAGGGGGAGGUUUUUGCCUGUCGGAGUUGAGGAGUUUGAAACCGUUGUUUUUAUUUUUAUCACACAUUUUUUAAAGUUUUGUUUCCCCUCCAGUGUCCUGUGCUUCUUGUUUUUUAAAUGCUGGGAAGGGGCUAUUGAUAGAAAAAUGUAGCAUCUUUGUUACCAACUCAGCAGAUCUAAACUCC
Trichoderma virens Gv29-8 is the source of this 2134-nucleotide messenger RNA. RefSeq lists its product as uncharacterized. The record is from RefSeq and is a predicted model, not a curated record. NCBI's taxonomy places the organism in Eukaryota, Fungi, Ascomycota, Sordariomycetes, Hypocreales, Hypocreaceae. The transcript has 6 exons. Gene Ontology annotation, cellular component: Golgi apparatus; endoplasmic reticulum; plasma membrane. Bases 113 to 1402 code for a protein of 429 amino acids.